Molecule: messenger RNA, 1263 nt
Organism: Peronospora matthiolae
Lineage: Eukaryota; Oomycota; Peronosporomycetes; Peronosporales; Peronosporaceae
Source: the annotation of a GenBank genome assembly
AUGGUGAUCGCGAUCACCAAGUAUUUCGACUGGCCACUGGACCAACUCGAUGUGGUGACAGCCUUUCUCUACGGAGUGAUGAAGGAGAAGGUGUACUGCGUGAUACCAGAAGGCGUCGAGAUGGAUGGCGACUUCGACUGUCUCGAGUUGGUGAAGGCGAUCUACGGUCUCAAGCAAGCUUCACGUGUGUGGAACGAGACUUUCGACGAGUUCGUAUGCUCCAUCGGUUUCGAAGUGUCGGCGUUCGACCCAUGUCUCUACAUCAAGAUUGUCGACGGUCACUGUGUGCUCGUGCUGGUCUACGUGGAUGAAGUGUUGGUCACCGGCAGCUCGCUCGAGUUGAUUGCGCAAACGAAGGCCGACCUCAAGACGCGUUUCGAGAUGACCGACAGUGGCAAGUGUACUUUUGUACUGGGCAUCGAACUGGUGGACGAAUCGGAUGGCAGCGUGACGAUGUGCCAGCGACGAUAUGUCAACGACAUCCUCAAGCGCUUCGGCAUGGAUGAGUGCAAGGCCACAGCAAGUCCGGUCGACUUGAGCACUCGGCUUGUCGCAAGCAGCGAAGCGGCCAAGAUCGACGUUCCGUUUCGUGAAGCUGUGGGAGCUUUGAUGCACUUGAAGACUGCGACGCGCCCGGACAUUGCGUAUGCUGUGGGGUACGUCUCGCGCUUCAUGGAGAAUCCGCAGCAAGAACAUUGGACGGCGGUGAAGCGCAUCUUUCGUUACUUGCAAGGGACCAAGUCGCACGGACUCCGCUUCCAGCCAAGCGACAAGAUCGACUUUCGUGGCUACUCGGACGCGGACUGGGCCGGCGACCACGCUGAUCGCAAGUCGACUUCGGGUUACACUUUCAUGCUGAUGGGUGCUUCUGUGAGUUUGGGAAGCAAGAAGCAGUCAAGUGUGUCGCUGCUGACGAGUGAAGCGGAAUACAUCGCACUGAGUCUGGCCAUCCAGGAAGGCAAGUGGGUGCAUCGCCUGCUAUGCAAGAUUUUGGCGGCCGCAAACGAACCAGGGCCGGACCUCGUCAUCCGUGAAGACAACCAGUCGUGCAUCAAGAUGACGAAGAAUCCGGUGAAUCAUGGCCGCGCCAAGCACAUUGAUAUCAAGUACCAUCACAUCCGUGAUGAGGUCAAGCGUGGUGAAGUGAAGCUCAAGUACUGUGAAACUGCGGUGAUGUUAGCGGACAUCAUGACGAAGGGACUUCAUGGACCACGCCACAAGGAGAUGACGACGGCUCUCGGGAUUCGUGAGCAUUCGGAUUGA